AUGACCUCUAUAGUUAAUAGCUUCAAUGAGGUGACUAAUUUUGUGAAGAAGGUAGAUGGAGUUCGGAAGGAUAGACAUGCUAAAACAUUGGCUAAGAAGUCCAAGAAAAUGGUCACCUAUAGUGGUUCAUAUUCUAAAAGUCCUGUGUCCCCUUCCAUUGUGUCUAUUCCCUUGGUUUUGGAAUUUCUAGAAGUGUUUCCUAUAGAUCUCCCUGGUAUGCCUCUAGAUAGGGACAUAUACUUCCGUAUUGAUUUGGAGCCAGACACUCGACCAAUUUCUAUCCCUCACCAUUACAUGGCUCUGACUCAGUUGAGAGAUUUUAAGAUUCAGCUCCAAGAAUUUCUUGAUAAGAGAUUUGCUUGUCCUAGUGCUUCUCCUUAG
Molecule: messenger RNA, 381 nt
Organism: Solanum verrucosum
Lineage: Eukaryota; Viridiplantae; Streptophyta; Magnoliopsida; Solanales; Solanaceae
Exons: 2
Coding region: 1-381 (126 amino acids)
Source: RefSeq, a predicted model, not a curated record